AUGAAACUUCGUCGUCUGUUUCAUGCAAAUAAAGAUAUACCCAUAAAAAUGACAAAUUUCAACGAAGUUGAAUUGGUCCGCUGUGUCGUGAUCGGUGAUUCCGAUUGCGGCAAAGAAAUGAUGCUGAAGAAAUAUGCUGAUUACUCUGGUGUGCCUUAUGAUAACGACAACGGUCAACUUGUGACCGCUUUCAAUGGUCGAAAAUGCGUGUUCGUGGACUCAAAAGCUGACCCUGGCUAUGAAGACCCGCAUGUUUUCCUGCUGUGCGUCUCAGUCGCUCGCCAUACUAGCGUUGAGGAAACCGUCAGAAUGAUCCUGGAUACCGUAAUUGAUCGAAUCCGCUCUGUACCCUUCGUUCUUGUUGGCACACAAAUAGAAAAACGUCUUCUGUCCCCCAUAGAAUAUAGCAAGGAGCACGGAACAAACUAUCAUCCGAUGUCCUUGCAUCAGGCCGAGUCUUUCGCCAAACGCAUUGGGGCCAGCAAAUACCUCGAAUGCUCCGAAGUUACAGGAGAGGGGCUCGAUGAGGUGUUUGAAGAAGCAUUUGACGUUGGUUACAGUUACGCAUUGAGCCAGCGAAACGGCUACCAGAGUCGGAAGUCCAGCGUCAGUAACGAGAAAGUCAGAAAGUCAAGCGUCUGCAUUACCCAGUGAUUCAUUUCAUUACUCACUUGAUCUCUAAUAAAUUAUCUUUGCUUAUAUGGCAAAUACAUCUUUUACGUGAUCCAGGCUUCCGCAAUAAAAGC
Cylicocyclus nassatus is the source of this 746-nucleotide messenger RNA. The record is from the annotation of a GenBank genome assembly. NCBI's taxonomy places the organism in Eukaryota, Metazoa, Nematoda, Chromadorea, Rhabditida, Strongylidae.